GGAUAAAGCGGUUCGGAAAAUGGAUGGAUGGAUGGGUUAAAAUCUGUUGCUUUGGGUUUCGGGUGAUUAAAAGUUCCCCGAACAGGUGUUCAAGCGGUUUCAGUCCCUUGUUACGGGUGAUUAAAAAAUCCCCGAAAAGUUAAAUCGAGAGGUUUGAGUCCCUCGAAGCAAUACGACCGGUUUUCAGUCCGUCGUAGAAUUAUAGGUAGCUAAAAAACUCAGGCUAAAGACCUGAACGGUACCUUAAAAGAGAGAGAGAGAAACGAAAAAAAAAAAAACAGGAUUAAGGUCCUGGAAGGUAGAUAAACACAACGCAAAAGUAAGUAGGAUGGGUUCAGGACAAAGUAGAAAAGGAAAUCCCAUAGGGAAUGAAAAAUUUAUGUAUCAGAUUGAUCCAAAUAAUUUAAAAUACUUGGAGAAGUGGAAGAAAAAGUAUAAAAUAGAUGGUGUGUUGAAAGUGAAUCAAUGGGAAAACGUUUUGUAUAGGCUAGAAACAAGCGCAAGUACGAAAAAGGGGAGAAAAAAAUAUUAAAAAAAUAAAAGUGCUUGAAAUUGCGCGCUGUUGGUUAAUUCAAGCACAAAAUAGGCAGGAUGCGCGAGCUAAAAAUAAAGCAGAUCGUCAGACAACUGUGAUGUUCGUGCGCCCUGAAGAUAAUGAAACGCAACCGCGGGGCCGUAGGCAGAGAUAGCCCCGACCUGCAGGAGGGAGUGGGGUGGCUGAUGUACCGGCGACUGCAGCACCGGUCCGUCAAAGCCCCACUUCAUCACCUAUUUGGUCUCCUACAAUUUUAGGCUCUAAACAAAAAAGAACCCGCCAGAACAAUACUUCAGUAACGCAAACCAUGGUAGCAACUGAAGAAGACAGACCACCACCGUAUAAUCCCUUAAAUUCCCCCACGGAUAUUUCAAGUCUGUACCCAGACCUAGAUGGACUGAGUAAAUCAGAUCAUUUGUUAUCAACAGACCAGUCCAAAGGAUUGUAUCCUACGGUGCAGGUCGCAAAUCCUAAUAUAGGAGCUCAGCAGCCUCAAACAAUCCCAGUUUUCCGUCCGUGGUCAUUAGAGGAAGCUAGGAAAGCUGUGGGAGGGGUAAUUUCUCCACAGGAAGAUCCAGAAUUAUGGAUCCAAGACAUGGAGGGAAUUUAUAACUCAUAUGGUUUAAAUGGACAUGAGUUCGGACAAGCCUUACAGUCGUCAGUGGGAAAACAUUGGGGUAAAAUAAGAGCGAAUUAUACAGGCAGAAAUCCACAAGGCGGAAUAUUUGAUGAUCAAGCACAAAUGGGGAACGAGCAGAGACAGCAGUUGACAGCUGUAGCAGAUGCCGCGCGUGCAGUUUUCCGCAGGAGAGCAGAUUAUGGACAUUUGGGGUGCAUUAAACAAAAAAUAGGGGAAGACGUAGAUGAGUUCAAAAUACGUUUUGAAAAAGAAUAUAGGUUUCACAGUGGCAUCCCGCACGCUGACGGAGAUGACACACUAUAUCAGCAACAGCUAAAAAAAUAUGUUAAUGGGAGGUUUCCAGCCGCAUAUCUCCCCGUGGGUUAAAAAACACUUAGUUACACUGGCAACGUCUAAUGUAACCACAGUUAUGGAAUAUGCGCGUCACGCCGAAAAAAAUGUUAAAAAGGGAAGUGGUGCGUCUGGAGGGGGGACACAAAUUUUCUGGGCAGAUCCUACGUGUGACACGUCGAGGAGGUUUCCGAGGCGGCAGGGGCGGUCAUGAGAACCGAGGGGGCUUUCAGGGUGACCAAUGGUUGGUCACCCAACCAUUGGUCCAGGGAAUGUCCCAAUCAGACACAAACCCCUCAUCUGCGGGGACGGGGAAGAGGCCGCAGGGGCGGUUCUUCAUAUGAGUCGUGACUAGGGGCUAGAGCAAAUGGGGAUCCAGAGCCAUUAAAAACAGUAGAUGUGUAUGGAGCAUGGGAGCUUUUAAGUGCAUUAAAAGAAAAAACCAUACAUAAUACUUACAAUUAAUGGACAGCCAGUUACCUUUUUAUGCGAUUCAGGAGCCUGCAAAACUUGUAUAAAAGAUAAUCUUGGACUAAUAGCAUCUAAAAUGCCCAUUUUUGUAAAGUCAGCAAACAGUCAAACAUCCCAAGAAUGAAUGUCAAAAGCAAUAGAAAUAAAAGACCCUCAAACAAGAAAAAAGUUGCAUGCUCCUGUAGUAAUGUCACCAACUUGCCCCAUUAAUCUGCUAGGACGGGAUUUAAUGGAAAAAUUAGGCAUUGCAGUUUUUCCAACACAGGAUGGAAUGAAAGCUGUCCGUGUAGAACAUGUAAUGUCGCUGCAACAAAAUCCUCCUGUGUUUUAUGCACUAUGCUUACCAUCUCUGCUCCAAAUAAAAGAGAAAAGUGAACUCAUGCAUAAUGCUAGAAGCACAUUGUCAAAUCCAGAGGAUGAAAUUCCGUUAGCUGAUCUACAUACCACUAUGAAUGUGUGCUGUGACAUGUGACCCAGAUGAAAAGUUUGCAAAACAGUUUCUGAAACAGGAAACUACAAUUGUGGCUACACAAAAUAUGUACACAGAUGGGAGAUCAUUCGCAGCAGUUACUGUUAUGCUUUCUACACAGAUGCAAAAAUUGUAUGGCUUACCAUGGGAACCUUUUUUGUCAUUGUUUAAGACCAAUGAACCAGAGUGGAGAGAUACAGGCCCGUGUUUAAAAGCUGCAGAAAGAGCGUCUGAUUUUCAGCUAUGUCCACACAAAACAGGCUGGCUUUAUAGCCCUAGUACAGAACUAUGGAAACAGCCUUACAAAGUUCUGUUCGAUGCAGAACCUCGCAUCCAAGGUUUAGCAUGAGAUAAAAUAAUCCAGCAUUCUUUGCAAUCAGAAUCCGAUGAAAAUGAUUUAAAAAAUAUCCCAAAUGUUUUGUGGUCCACAGGGCCAACUGAUGUAGGGCUAUUGACAACUAUAGAACCAGUUAAAAUAGUUCCUAAAUUGCAAUACAGACCACAAAUAAAACAAUAUCCGCUAAAACGUGAAGCACAGGAGGGUAUAAAGCCAGUUAUAAAAAAUUUAUUGGAUGCAGGAAUAAUUAGGCCAUGCCCAGAUUCACCAUGUAAUACGCCCAUUUUUCCCGUACAAAAAGCAGACAGAAAGAAUUGGCGCAUUAUACAAGAUCUCCGAGCAGUGAACUUAGCUGUACAAACGCGCGCUCCGAAUGUCCCAGAUCCACACACAUUGUUAAACACACUGGAUCCUGACAGCAAAUUUUUCACAGUGAUUGACCUAAGUAAUGCGUUCUUCUCAGUACAAGUGCAUCCGGACUCUAAGUUUUGGUUUGCUUUUACGUUCAAGGGGAAAAAAUAUACGUACACACGCUUGCCACAGGGAUUUGCAGACAGUCCUACAAUUUUCACCCAAGCCAUUUUAACAUGCUUGGAGAGAUUUAAUCCAAAGCAUGGAAGCCAAGUGUUAAUGUAUGUAGAUGACCUUUUAGUUGCGUCUAAAACAGCCGAACAGUGUAGGGCAGAUUCUUUGCAGCUGCUACAUCAUUUGGCUAAAACAGGAAACAAAGUAAGCAAAGAUAAAAUGCAGUGGGUGCAGAAACAAGUCCGUUACUUAGGCCAUGUUAUCUCAGAAGAAGGUAAAAGGAUACAGGAAGAUCGAAAAACUACUAUAGCAAGUGCGCCCAAACCAGUCACUAAAAAACAAAUGAUGUCUUUUUUAGGAUUAUGCAAUUACUGCAGAGUUUGGAUUCCACACUAUGCAGAGAAAACUCAGCUUCUCUUAAAUCUUAUCUAUGACACCCCGAUGGCCAUGUCAGCGAUAAUCCAAUGGACCCCAGAAGCAGAGCAGCAAUUUGCAGAGUUAAAAGCAGAGCUUAUCUCAGCAACUGUCUUAGCUCUACCAAACUAUCAAAAACCAUUCAUCCAAACAGUCGACUGUAAAGCUAGUUGUAUGACCUCUGUGUUGUUACAGCCUCAUGGUGAUAAACUCAAACCUGUAGCUUACUACUCAAAAAGAUUAGACCCAGUCACCGCAGCCCUACCCCCGUGGAAAGUUCAGCAGAAGUCGUCCUUUUUCUCCCUACUACUUUAUUAGUCCCCCAUGCAGUCGAUGUGUUGUUAAUGCAAGCAAAAAUGAAUCUCCUUUCACCUGCACGCCAGUUGUCAUAUACAGCCAUACUUUUGUCACAACCUCAUCUGAAAAUAAAAAGAUGUACAGUGUUAAAUCCAGCCACAUUAAUUCCAACUGCUGAUGAAGGAGAACCACAUGACUGUAAGACAGAGACAGAGCAGUUACAGCUCCCGCGACCAGACUUAACAGAUGUCCCGUUGCCAACAGGAGAAGUACUUUUUGUUGAUGGCUCCUGUUUUAAAGAUGAUUCAGGAAAAACAAAAACAGGUUAUGCCGUCGUAUCACUUCCACAUAAUGUAACUGAGGCGAAGCAAAUCCAAUCGCAUCAUUCAGCACAAGCAGCUGAAUUAAUUGCAUUAAUAAGGGCUUGUGAACUAAUGAAAGGAUGCGAUGUGACAAUUUAUACGGAUAGUCAGUAUGCACUUUCUGCUAUCUUUUUCUUUGCAAAACAAUGGGAACGCAGAGGCAUGGUAACAUCAACAGGUAAAACUGUAGUACAUGCAGAAUUAAUUAUAAAACUGCUAGAAGCAAUUCAAUUGCCAAAUAAAAUAGCUUUAAUAAAAUGUACAGCACACUCAAAAGGUACUGAUACGGUGUCAAGAGGAAACAGGCUUGCAGAUGAAACUGCAAAAGAAGCAGCAGCAGGACAAUUUGGUCCUUCUGAUAUUUAUCUGCUGCAAAAAACAGAACAAAUCAUCGAUUCAGAAGUAUUGUUAAACAGACAACAAACAGCGCCAACUGCAGAAAAACAAAUGUGGGUAAAAAAUGGUGCAACAGUAAAUUUAGGAGGCUUUUAUACAAUUUGUAACAAACCAGUUCUCCCAAAAAGCUUAUUCCAAGCAGCAGCUAUGUUGAGCCAUGGCGUUUGCCAUGUUUCAACAGGGGGUAUGGUGACUGUAAUACAGCAACACUUUACAACAUAUGGAUUUUUAUUCUUAUGCAAAAAAUUUUGUAAAGCCUGUACAAUCUGUGUUAGACAUAAUCCUCAAGGUAACAUAAGACCAAAACGUGGACAGUUUCCAGAACCACAGGGACCCUUUGAAGUGAUGCAUAUGGAUUUUAUUGAGCUGACACAAAGUGGCCCUUACAAAUACUGUCUGGUAAUGAUUGAUGCAUUUUCAAAUUGGGUUGAAAUAGUUCCAGCAAAGCACACAGAUGCACUGACAGUAGCUAAAGCUAUAUGCAAAGUUGUUGUUCCAAAUUUUGGCAUCCCUCAGAAAAUCUACAGCGACAACGGUCCUCAUUUUGUGAACCAGGUGAUUCAGCAAAUGGCAAGCAGGUUAUAACCUUAAAGAAUCACUGUGCUUAUCACCCAAAAAGUGCUGGACUUAUAGAAAGGACGAAUGGGACAGUUAAAUCCAGACUUAAAAAGUGCAUGGAAGAAACAAAGAGACCAUGGCCAGAAUGUCUGGACUUAGUAAAACUGUACAUGAGAAUAACUCCAACGAGCAGUGGUUUGACUCCAUUUGAAAUAAUAUAUGGCAGACCAUAUGAAUUACCACUGUUCACAAUACAGACUCCACCUGAGGAGGAAGACAAAACUCUAGCAGACUAUAUGAGAGAAAUGUUGCAGUCUAAAGAAGUGUCCAAUGCAAAUUCACUGCCAGAAGAACCUUUGUCUCCACAGGAUCCACAAGCAGUGAGACCAGGAGACUGGGUGUUUUCGUCAAAGUCAUCAGGAGGAAAAACUGGGCGAGCCCAAGGUGGGAAGGACCAUUCCAAGUACCCCUGACCACGCCAACAGCUGUGAAGAUCGCUGAAAGACCUUCCUGGAUUCACCUUAGCCACUCAGAGUGAAUGUUGACUGGCUGGUAACUCAGAAUUCACAGAACCACGCAUUGUUUGUCCACCACAGACAAGAUGAGUUUGGACUCAGCAGGCAGAGCCGCGCAGCCUUACCGGCUCUGCGCUCUCCUCCUCUCCUCUGCUCACAGGUGACAGCAGUUGACUGGUGGGCGGGACCGACACACCUGCAGCGUGUCCAGCGGCGUCUCAGCGCACUUGCUCUCGUGUUUUUUGGGACCUUUCCCUCGUGUGACUCUACGUUUUGAAAACCAGGCUCCCGAAUCCACUACCCGCUCACAUUCUGCCCUGGCGACCUCCCCCUCAAACUCUCUUGGAUGUACCAAGUCGGGCACAAGGUUUCCGUCUCCGGAUUCACCCUGGUCACCCCGGACUCUCCUGGUUCCUCUCGCUGUUCUCUCCGGAUCCUUGGACCCGUCGGCGCUGCUCGGACCCUGCCUCACCUCCGCUCACCGGUCUCCCUGUCAUCUGCUCCUUCAACAUCAGCUGAGUCCACCUCACUCCC
Molecule: messenger RNA, 6383 nt
Organism: Fundulus heteroclitus (mummichog)
Lineage: Eukaryota; Metazoa; Chordata; Actinopteri; Cyprinodontiformes; Fundulidae
Exons: 4
Coding region: 4066-5361 (431 amino acids)
Biological process (GO): DNA integration
Molecular function (GO): RNA-DNA hybrid ribonuclease activity; RNA stem-loop binding
Source: RefSeq, a predicted model, not a curated record